GCUCCUUCCUUAGAUUUCUGAAACAGUCUGUGAGUCUGUCUGUCUUGUAUGUUAUAGGCAACCCCGGGCUUUCCUCUCUUUCACCCACAAAAAACCCUAAUACCCAUUUCAUUUUCUGAGCCGAACCCUCGUGGAAAACUGCUCUUUCUCUUUCCCUUUGUAAUAGCUGAUAAUGAUGGUGAUGAUGAUGAAAUCAUGGGACCCUGAUGACUUUUCUCUUUGCUUUCAAUGACUUUGCCUUUGAAUCCCGCAAAAAAUCUUUUUUUUUUCCACCGACUAUUUGUUCACUAUUCCGUUUAGAAUUUUCCUUAUAACGUUCAAGUCAAUCUUUUCGUCUCUCUCUCUCUCUAUAGUUUCUUGCGCUUUAUGUUUGGGCCUUUUGGGGUUUCUGGGUAUCGUAUUCGUGCUUGUACUGGGUGGUCAUUAUAAGUGGUUCUGAUUGUACUUGAAGUUUUAUGUGCCUUUCUUUAAUUUUUAAAUUCUGGGUCGUCGGUCUUGGUCGUAAAAUGGUGGGAAUUUAGUCGCUUUCUUAGAGUUUACUUUUGUUUGUAGUUAUAAAAUUGUCUAAAUAAAAAAGAUGGUUGGCGAUGAGGAAAUCUGGGGUUCUUGAACUAGAAAGGGCUAGUUUAUUGUUUUCAUAUUGGUGGGCUUUUUACAAAUAUUGAUUUUUGGGUUGUCAGGUCAAUAUUGGAAUAGGAAUUGGGUUGUUGUGAUUGGGUUUCAAUUGGGUUGUUUUUCACUGUUUCCCCCUAUUUUAUUCAUCUGGAAAACAUUUGUUCUGAAAAAUUUAUUUUUGGUAGGAGGAGGGGUAGCAAAUUUUGCAAAUGUGAGCUUUCUCGUUUUGAUGAUGAUGAGAAUUUUAGAAUUUAUUUUGAUUAUGACUUCUUAAGAUAUCAAGUAUAUACAAUUUUAUCUAGGUUUGUCCUAUUUCUUUAUUUUCCUUCGGAAUUUAAGGCUUCUUAUUGGGUAGCUGAGGUUUCCUAUUUGGUUUAUUUACGAUGGAUUUGAGGUCUGAGGAUGUUGGAGGUGUUAAGACAGAAAAGAAGAUGGGCAAUCAAGAAGAGAAUUCAAAAGUAAAGGGUACAGGAAGUGUUAGUAGUAAAGGUAUGAUGUUCCGAGCAGAUCAAAUUGAUUUGAAAAGCUUGGAUAUGCAGCUGGAGAAGCACCUGAGCCGGGUUUGGUCGAAAAACAUCGAUAUCCAAAGGCCCAAAGAAGAGUGGGAGAUUGAUUUAUCUAAAUUGGAUAUCAGAUAUAAUAUAGCUGACGGGACCUAUGGUUCUGUAUACAGGGGUACUUACGACAGCCAAGAUGUUGCAGUGAAGCUGUUGGACUGGGGAGAGGAUGGUAUGGCCACAUCUGCUGAAACUGCCGCUCUGCGGGCAUCAUUUCGCCAAGAGGUUGCGGUUUGGCACAAGCUUGACCAUCCUAACGUUACAAAAUUUGUUGGAGCUUCAAUGGGAACUUCAAAUCUUAAGAUACCUUCUAAAAACCCUUCAAUUGAUGGUCGCAAUUCCCUUCCUUCUAGGGCAUGUUGUGUAGUUGUGGAGUAUCUCCCUUGCGGGACCCUAAAAAAGUUCUUGAUAAGAAAUAAGCGAAAGAAACUUGCCUUCAAGGUUGUGAUCCAACUUGCUUUGGACCUCUCUAGAGGUCUUAGCUAUCUACACUCACAGAGUAUUGUACACCGUGAUGUAAAGACAGAAAAUAUGUUACUUGAUGCUCAACAAACUCUAAAAAUUGCUGAUUUUGGUGUUGCCCGUGUUGAAGCUCAGAAUCCAAGGGACAUGACUGGUGAAACGGGUACCCUUGGAUACAUGGCCCCAGAGGUUCUUGAUGGUAAACCUUAUAAUAGAAGAUGUGACGUGUACAGCUUUGGCAUAUGCUUAUGGGAAAUUUAUUGCUGUGAUAUGCCCUACCCAGAUCUUAGCUUCGCUGAUGUUUCAUCUGCAGUUGUUCGACAGAACUUGCGUCCGGAAAUCCCCAGAUGUUGUCCAAGUUCUUUAGCACAUAUCAUGCGCAAGUGCUGGGAUGCAAAUCCGGAUAAACGUCCUCAAAUGGAUGAGGUGGUGCGAAUGUUAGAAGGAAUUGAUACAAGCAAAGGAGGAGGGAUGAUACCAGAAGACCAAGCUCCGAGCUGUUUCUGUUUUUCCCCUGCUCGUGGUCCCUGAUCAUUUUUGUUAUACACUUGCGUGCUUUGUUGAAUUAAUUGUGCCUGGAAAAACGAAGAAAUUGGUGGAGCUGUUCAUUGGAUUUUUAGGUCUGCAAAAUUUGUUUUGGUCACUUAGGUUUUAUGGAAAUUUAUAUCAAAUUGUAUUCCAAAGUGAUUUGUGUUUGUGCUAUGGGUUUGGUAUUGGUGAUAGAGUCAUGAUAUACCUAAUGGUCUGGAGGGCAAGGUCAUGUUGGAAGUAACAGAGAGCUUAGGCAAUCCCUGCAUGGGAAACUGGAAAGCAACAUUGUACAGACACAAGGAAUAAAUAUAUUUUCAUAUUAUGAUA
This is a messenger RNA of Alnus glutinosa, 2492 nucleotides long. Its product is annotated as serine/threonine-protein kinase STY13-like. The transcript is spliced from 6 exons. Bases 999 to 2165 code for a protein of 388 amino acids. Gene Ontology annotation, molecular function: protein kinase activity; ATP binding. Gene Ontology annotation, cellular component: plasma membrane. NCBI's taxonomy places the organism in Eukaryota, Viridiplantae, Streptophyta, Magnoliopsida, Fagales, Betulaceae. Gene Ontology annotation, biological process: protein phosphorylation. The record is from RefSeq and is a predicted model, not a curated record.